Messenger RNA from Nelumbo nucifera (sacred lotus), 3176 nucleotides. RefSeq names its product kinesin-like protein KIN-14D. NCBI's taxonomy places the organism in Eukaryota, Viridiplantae, Streptophyta, Magnoliopsida, Proteales, Nelumbonaceae. Gene Ontology annotation, biological process: microtubule-based movement. The record is from RefSeq and is a predicted model, not a curated record. Gene Ontology annotation, molecular function: microtubule binding; ATP binding; microtubule motor activity.
CUGAGAGUCCCGACCAGGUGACCACGGACCACUCCAAUCUCCACCCGGUUCCCAGCAAACCCUAACGGGAAUUAAACUAUUCGGAGAAAGAAAAGAACCUAACCAAACCACCGAGACCAAGAGUGACCGAGAUCGAGGCGGAGACGGAGAUGCAUAUGUGCAUUCAAAAUUUUCCCGUUAAUUAAUUUUUUAUUUUUUUUUAUUUUCUCUGUUUGAGCUCGUCUUCUAGUUCUGGAUCAUUACUGUCUAUCGUCCUCUCCGCCAUUCCUUCCUGUUCGUUAAAGCAGCGGCCGGGAUUUCCUGAAGUCCCGCUAACUUCAAAUGCAACCCACAACCCCACAAUAACCCAACUUCAACUGACCAACUGAAAGCUCAUACAUUCUCUCUUAGCUUCCAAUGGCUUCGAGGAACCAGAACAAACCUCCUCUACCCAACGCUCCUCCUCGAAGUCCUUCAAAUAAGAAAGAUAGCAUUGAUGAGGUUCCAAUAGACAAGCGCAGGAAGAUUGGAUCAGGAAAGAUGGUUGGACCAGCGACCACAGGUCGAACACGUCAGGCAUUCUCAGUGGUGAAUGCCGGUCAAGAUCCUGCGGUCACUAGCGAUUAUAUUAGCAAUGCGAGCUCCGAUUGUGGCGGAAUUGAAUUUACAAAAGAAGUUGUUGAAGCCCUCUUGAAUGAGAAGAUGAAAGGGAAGAACAAAUUUGAUUACAAGGGGAAAUGCGAGCAGUUGACUGAGUAUGUAAAGAAACUUAGGCUUUGCAUAAAAUGGUUGCAAGAGCUAGAAGAAAACUAUCUCCUUGAGCAGGAGAAGCUAAGGAAUAUGUUGGAAUCUGUUAACAUAAAAUGCGCUGAAACCGAGGAGCAAAUGAAAAACAGGGAGGGGGAACUGAACUCUAUCAUAGUGGAGUUGAAGAAAGAUUUUGCUCUUUUACAGGAGAGAUUUACAAAGGAAGAAUUGGACAAGUUGGCUGCAAUUGAUUCUCUUAAAAGAGAAGAAGAGGCCAGAGUUGCUGUCGAGAAGGUGCGUGCUUCUUUAGCUGAAGAGCUUGAAAAGGCUCAGCACGAGCAGUUAACUGCAAAUCAGAAGAUAGCAUCACUUAAUGAUAUGUAUAAGCGGUUGCAGGAGUAUAACACAAGCUUACAACAAUAUAACAGCAAACUUCAGACAGAGCUUGCAACUGCCAAUGAGACCCUGAAACGUGUAGAAAAGGAGAAGGCUGCAAUAGUGGAGAACCUCAGCACAUUAAGAGGUCAUUAUAAUUCGUUACAGGAUCAAUUAAUUUCAUCUCGAGCUUCUCGGGAUGAGGCUAUCAAACAAAAGGAAGCUUUGACAGCUGAAGUGGGAUGUCUUAGGGGAGAGUUACAACAAGUAAGGGAAGAUCGUGAUCGGCAACUAGCACAGGUGCAGGCUUUAACAGCAGAAAUUGUGAAGUAUGAAGAAAGCACUGGGAAAUCUUCUGCUGAGUUAGAUAAGCUGAUAGUAAAAUCAAAUGCUCUAGAGGAUACAUGCUCCUCUCAGCGAGAGCAGAUACAAAUAUUGCGCCGCCAGCUAGCAGCUGCAAAUGAGAAGUUGCAGAGAGCUGAUUUGUCAGCUUUGGAGACAAAGACUGAAUUUGAGGAGCAGAAGAGAGUCAUUCAUGAUUUGCAAAGUCACCUGGCAGAGGCAGAUUUUAAAAUUAUUGAAGCAGAAAAGCUUAGAAAGAAGUUGCAUAAUACCAUACUGGAGUUGAAAGGCAAUAUUCGAGUGUUCUGCAGAGUACGGCCUUUAUUGCCAGAUGAUGGUGUUGGGGUGGAAGUUAUUUCAUAUCCUACAUCACUUGAAGCCCUUGGACGGGGCAUAGACUUGCUACAAAGUGGAUCAAAACAUGCUUUCACCUUUGAUAAAGUAUUCUCUCAUGAUGCCUCUCAAGAAGAUGUGUUUGUAGAAAUCUCACAGCUGGUUCAGAGUGCGCUUGAUGGCUAUAAGGUCUGCAUUUUUGCCUAUGGGCAGACAGGUUCUGGUAAGACAUAUACCAUGAUGGGUAGGCCUGAAAAUGCAGAGCAGAAGGGUUUGAUUCCUCGUUCCUUAGAACAAAUAUUCCAAGCAAGCCAAUCUCUUACUGCUCAGGGUUGGAAGUACAAAAUGCAGGCUUCAAUGUUGGAGAUAUACAAUGAAACAAUUCGUGAUUUGUUAUCACCAAAUCGUUCAGGUCCCGAUACAUUACGUACAGAAAAUGGUGUAGCUGGAAAGCAAUAUGCAAUUAAACAUGAUGCAAAUGGCAACACACAUGUUUCAGAUCUCACCAUUGUAGAUGUUUGCACCAUCAAAGAGGUUUCCUCCCUUUUACAGCAGGCAGCACAAAGCAGGUCAGUAGGGAGGACCCAGAUGAAUGAACAAUCAUCAAGAAGUCACUUUGUCUUCACAUUACGCAUAUCUGGAACUAAUGAGAGUACUGAACAACAAGUGCAGGGUGUGCUAAAUCUCAUUGAUCUAGCAGGCAGUGAGAGACUUUCUAAGAGUGGGGCAACUGGUGAUCGGCUUAAGGAAACACAGGCUAUUAAUAAAAGUUUAUCAUGCUUGAGUGAUGUUAUAUUUGCCCUUGCCAAGAAAGAGGACCAUGUGCCAUUCAGGAAUUCAAAGCUUACAUAUCUUUUACAGCCAUGCUUAGGGGGAGACUCAAAGACAUUGAUGUUUGUCAACAUCUCGCCUGACCCAACCUCUGUUGGUGAGUCUCUGUGCUCACUUCGUUUUGCUGCAAGAGUGAAUGCAUGUGAGAUUGGGAUCCCUCGGCGACAGGCCAACUUGAGAGCUCCGGAUUCUCGGUUGAGUUAUGGAUAGAACUUGCCUUGUGUUCUACCAGUGUGAUUCUUAUAAUCUGACUUUAAUUGUGAAAAGAAAACCGAAAGGGUUUUCCAGUGCUGCGUGUAAUUUGUAUAGUGAUUAGUGAAGGAAAUGGUUGUGUUUGUAUCAACCGAAUGUAGUGCGUUCUCCUCGAGUGCAGUGAUACAUUGUAUUUCUAAGGAUGUGUUAUUCAAGCUGAGAAUGUUUUUCUACUCGUAUAUCUUGAUCUUUUGAUCAAAUGCCGCAAAUUUGUUGAGCAGGAGUAUUUGCAUUUGCCGUUGUCCCUUCUUGAUGUUCGUGUUCUAUCCUAUGUAAACCUUACAUUUUGAUUUUAGUGGAUCAGAAUUUCUAGUUCA